CUGGAGAUGUAAAGUAGUGUGCUGAGGGAGUCAUCACGGAGCAUCUUCUCUUGAUCUGGCAACCUCCGGCAAACUGCGACAGCACAGCAGCGCCAAUGGCAGCUGAACAUCCGCACAGCACCGCGAGCAGGAUGACAGCAACAAGGUUUAAGUAGUUCACACAGGAGUGUGUGCAAUCCCAAAGCUCUACCCAAGAAGUGUUAAAAGUCCAGCAAUGAAUGAGAUUCCUUGGUUGCAGCCGAGGUGAGGGCUAAGCAUGGUGCGUGAAUCCGAAGCGUAGAGGCAAGCGUGACAGUAUGUUCUGCGUCGCAGCAACUCAAAAUGGAAAAGCACCCAUGCAGGGAGGAGAACAUUGACUCAAGCGGGGCCCAGCAUGCCACCGACAAGCCUGAAGACAGCAGCAGCUCGGAAAGCGAUUCUGAAGAGCAGCAGUGCCCAAAGGUUCAGGUGAACAACAGCAGCUGCAAGAAGUGGGAGCCCCUGGCUGUCACUAAGCCCCAUCGUCAGCUGUGUCGCUCCCCUUGCCUCGAUCAGCCCAGUUUUUCCCAGAGUAGCACAGUACAAGAUGUCCGCGAGGAUUACAAUAGCGCAGGGCCAGCGAUCAAGGUGGCCAGUGACAAGGAGUACCAGACAAAAAUGGACUUUGCUUUAAAGCUGGGCUACUCGGGGGAGCAGGUGGAGACGGUGCUCCACAAACUCGGGGCCACUGCACUUAUUAAUGACAUUCUUGCAGAGCUAGUAAGGCUAGGAAACAAAGUGGAACCUGAAUGUCAACCUUGCAGCAGUGCAGUCACGUCACUAUCAUGUGCACCCUGUGUUAAAGAGACUGCUAGUCCUGAGGUGUCUGCGGAAGAAGAUUCUGUGGAAAUGUAUGAUAAUCUCCGGCCUAUUGUCAUUGAUGGCUCAAAUGUGGCAAUGAGCCAUGGAAACAAAGAGGUUUUCUCUUGCCGGGGUAUCCAACUUGCUGUUGAAUGGUUCCUAGAAAAGGGGCACAAAGACAUCACUGUGUUUGUCCCAGCCUGGAGAAAGGAGCAGUCGAGACCUGAUGCCCCUAUUACAGAUCAAGAAAUUUUACGCAAGCUAGAAAAAGAGAAGAUCCUGGUUUUUACCCCAUCUCGAAGGGUCCAAGGCAGAAGAGUGGUCUGCUAUGAUGAUCGCUUCAUAGUGAAGCUGGCUUAUGAUUCUGAUGGAAUUAUCGUGUCAAAUGACAAUUACAGAGACUUGCAGAAUGAAAAACCAGAGUGGAAGAAGUUCAUCGAGGAACGACUCCUUAUGUAUUCAUUCGUCAAUGACAAGAACUACCAGAAAACCUCUCAGUACAAACCCAUACAGUUGAGCUACACAACAAAUUACAGACUCAAAAGAUUCAUGCCACCUGAUGAUCCACUGGGAAGACAUGGUCCAAGCUUAGAAAACUUCCUUCGCAAGCGUCCUGUUGUUCCAGAGCAUAAAAAACAACCUUGCCCAUAUGGCAAAAAGUGCACAUAUGGACACAAGUGUAAAUACUAUCAUCCGGAGCGUGUCAAUCAGCCACUACGAUCAGUCGCCGAUGAACUGCGGGCUUUUGCUAAACUGUCUGCUGUGAAGACAAUGAGCGAGGGGGCCUUAGUUAAAUGCGGCACUGGUCCGGCAGUUGUGAGCAGAGACAACACAUCCGAAGUCAAACGUGUGGCGCCCAAACGGCAGUCCGACCCAAGUAUCCGCUCAGUGGCCUGCGAGCUUUCAGAAACACUGUCCGUUGUCAGGAAGUCUGAAACAAAUUCAGUGCCUUCCCUUGUGACUGCUCUAAGCGUGCCCACCAUGCAGCCUGUUAAGAGCCAUGCAGCUGGGGCUUUGAACACGCGAUCCGCCAGCAGCCCAGUGCCAGGUUCUUUGCAGUUCUCACACAGUUCACUGGAGCACAUGUCUAGUGUACAGUACCCGCCUAUUUUGGUAACUAACAGCCAUGGCGCUUCUGUUACAUACAACGAGCAGUUCCCAAAAUAUGACUCUGUCAGUGACCAUGGCUAUUAUUCACUGCAUAGCGAUUUUUCAAACAUGAGCAUGAGCAGUAUGCACAACGUUGACAGUUUCUGUAGCAUAGAGCACGAGCACAGUGUGUGCCAGAGAACUCGCAGCCACUGUCCUGAGUCCUGCCUCAGCCACUCCAACAGCGACUCGUUCUCCUCAUAUGGUGACCUGUAUCCGAGCUCUGUGGACGGUAGCCUGGAGGAGAGCCUGAAGGGGCAGCAACAGCCCCCUGCCCCAGGGAGAAUGCACACUUUCUCCCAUGGGUUUCGGCACGAAGCGUUGUCUAGGGUUCAGAGUUAUGUACCGGAGGAGCCCAAGCAGGGUCUACGUAAGCAGCUUGGAGCACACCUAGCACCACACAUCCAGCAUGUUGCAGUGGGGGCCAGGUCAAGCUGCCCUGGAGACUACCCCCUCACUCAGAAUGUCCUCCCGCCGUUCUCCUCACAGGCGACGCGAUCCCUCGGCAUGACUCGCAUGGACAGCAUAUCCGAUUCCAGGCUGUACGAUAGCAACCCAAUGAGACAGAGGCGACCGCCACUGUGUCGAGAGCAGCAUGCGAGCUGGGACCCUUUGCCUUGUGGAAACGAGUCUUACGGAUAUCACUCUUACCCACUGAGCAACAACUUGAUGCCGUGUUGCGAGCGGGUGAUGGUCCGCAGCAUGCCUGACAAAAUGGAGCAAAUCUGGAACUCGCCGUGGGAGCCCCUACCUGCAGCUGAACACCAAGAACGGUAUGUCAUCCCAGACCACCAGUAUCAAACAUAUCGGAACCUUUGUAACAUCUUCCCUGCAUAUGUGGUCCAUUCAGUAAUGGAGAAAAACCCUCAUUUGACAGACCCCCAGCAACUUGCAGCCGUCAUUGUUACAAAUCUGAGGUCUUGUCACUAAGGAACCUUUCUUUAAAAAUUAUUCAAAUUGAAGGCGAUUAAGGAAAUAGAGUAUUUUGAUUGCAAAAACAGGCACUUGAUAAAUGUUGACAAAAGUGCAACAUUUGCCCUCAGGAGUUUUUUGUUUUUUUUAAUUAAAUCAGCUGCAAAUUCUGACAGUCUUACAUUAGUAAGAUGAUAUCAGUAAAAAACUUUUUUUUUAGUAGAAUUAUAGGAUGGCUACAUUUUUAUAAGAAGUGUGGUGCACUUAUGGAUUGUGUCAUAGCACAUCCAUUAUACUUGAGCAGGAGCUAUAUCUCCAUUCAACUUAUUGAUUUUGAGUUGUAAGGUAAAAUGUCAAAUAUACAGAAAUUCCCUGCAAUGUGGUCUGGAAUGUUUUGGUUCAGCUAACUAGUUGACUAUCAGAAUAUACCCUAUCACAAACUAAACCACAGCAUCUUUAAAUCAAGAAUGUCAGUUGUUUAAGUAAGCACAAAGGUCCCAUUCAGGUCAUGUGGAUGUGCUAUGAAAGACAUCUUAAAUAUGUCUGAAACUAUCAAUUAACUUUCUUCAGCUUUGCCUCUGCUGUAAAUUACUUGUGACUUUUUUUGUGCAUUUCUUUCUAAGACAAGGGGGAGGUACACGCAUACCUCCAAGCAUGUACUAUGACAUUUAAUGGCCUUAUAUCUGAGUGACCUCACACUUUAGUCGUCGUCUCGGCGGGUUUCAAUGAACGUACUUUACGUUGAAGCCUCCUACUUUUUAAAUGUAAAACACUAGCUCAGUAUCUAAAGAUAUCUAUUUUCUCAGUCUCACUUACAAAGCUACUAUUUUGGUAGACGUUGACUGUGCACAAAGCAAGCCAAAAAAGAGAUUUGUCUUGUAUACAGGUGCACAUGUUAAUCUAUGUACAUAAAAGCCAUUAUGUCAGUCAUUUAUAAGCUGCUAAAUAAUGCCAAAAAAGGUCAUUAUUCUGACGUCACAUUACAUUUAGCUUCAUGUGAUUGGACUUGUUAAUCAUUUUCCAUUUCCAAUGGUUUAGUGUAUAUUUGGUUGUACUGAAUAUUUUUAAGUAAAAAUAGUAUUAUAUAAUAUAUACAUUAGUAGCUCCUCUGAACUCCUUCAAGUUGUCAGUGGUCUAACCUUUUUGUAUCAAAGACCACUUUUACAUGCACUUAAAUGGACUGAUUUUAACUUUUGUCAACACCUGGCAGGGGGAUGGCUUUUAUUUCUUGUGAGUUUGGGCGUGAAGACUUAAGUAUUUCCAAACCCACUCAGUGCAAAUACAUAAAAGGCUGCAAAGCAGCUUCUUAAUGCAUGUACAAUAAAUUAGAUGAACAUGUGGCACUGAAAUAGCGGUAAAUCUGAAUGAAUGAAUUCAGAGCAUCAAGAGUAAAUAGUUACCUGUGCAUGGAAUCUGGGACACCAUUUCACUAAUGUAAUGUGUCUAAAUGCAAAGGCAACAAUGUUUACCAUCACAGUUUGCACACAGAUAUCUAUAAUUCCAGUAUUUCUGCUAGGCCUGCUACGUUGUUAAAACAUGUUCCACAUAGACUGAGUUUCAAUAAUUGUAAAAGAAACAAAAAAACAAUUUAAGUACAAACCCCGUUUUCAUAUGAGUUGGGAAAUUGUGUUAGAUGUAAUUAUAAACGAAAUACAAUGAUUUGCAAAUCCUUUUCAACCCAUAUUCAAUUGAAUGCACU
This is a messenger RNA of Entelurus aequoreus (snake pipefish), 4579 nucleotides long. It is a transcript of the gene zc3h12b, whose product is annotated as zinc finger CCCH-type containing 12B. Bases 322 to 2898 code for a protein of 858 amino acids. Gene Ontology annotation, molecular function: RNA endonuclease activity; mRNA binding; metal ion binding. The record is from RefSeq and is a predicted model, not a curated record. Lineage: Eukaryota; Metazoa; Chordata; Actinopteri; Syngnathiformes; Syngnathidae. The transcript has 7 exons. Gene Ontology annotation, cellular component: nucleus; cytoplasmic ribonucleoprotein granule.